AUGGUAGAAGACCAUGGGAAAGAGAUGGUGGACCUUAUAUGGAAGAGAGGGGACUGGCAUAGACUUUUCAGAGGCAAGCCCUCCAAAGAGAGCAGCAAGGAUGACAAAGAUGACAAAGAUGAGGAUGAUGUUGAUGAGAGGAUGAUGAAUACAAUGAUGAACAAGUACCCUUCUUCAGUACAAUUUGCUUUGUUCAUUUUGCUCCAGUGCCUGUCUGCUGAGGACAUCUUUUUUCUUCAUGGGUUGCCGAAUAACAGCCAGAUAACAAAUUCCAGUCUCCAUAUGAUAUGUCCUGCUGUCUUACAACAGCUGAUUUUUCACCCUUGUGAAAGCCAGAAGUCCAAAACCAAAUCAAAACCAACUCCAUCAGAAGUUUGGGGUUUUGGAUUCCUGGCUGUGACUAUCAUUAGUCUUGCAUCACUUCUGGGAUUGGUCUUAACUCCUCUCUUAAAGAAACCGUAUUUCCCCAAGAUUUUAACAUAUUUUGUGGGCUUGGCCAUUGGGACUCUCUUUUCUAAUGCAAUUUUCCAGCUCAUCCCAGAGGCAUUUGGAUUUGAUCCCAAAAUAGAUAACUAUGUUGAGAAAGCAGUAGCUGUGUUUGGUGGAUUCUAUAUUCUCUUCUUUGUGGAAAGGAUUCUUAAGAUGGUAUUGAAGAUCUAUGGCCAGGGUGACCACAAUCACUUCGAAAUUAAUGAAAAGAAUAUUCCGCAGGAUAAUGGUAAUCCACCAAAACUGGUGAAAUCCAGCAACGGAGUCACAUGCUAUGCAAAUUCAGCUGUAGUAGAGCCUAAUGGAACUCUUUCCUAUGACACUAUCAGUGUGGAUCCUGGUCAGGAAGAAAAAACCCAAAGUUGCUCAUGUAAAUGUUUUAAGGGACCCGCACUAUCAGAGAUUGGAACAAUUGCCUGGAUGAUCACACUGAGUGAUGCUUUACACAACUUCAUUGAUGGUCUGGCUAUUGGUGCCUCCUUUACCUUGUCUCUUCUUCAGGGACUUAGUACAUCCAUAGCAAUCUUAUGUGAAGAGUUCCCUCAUGAACUUGGAGAUUUUGUCAUUUUGCUUAAUUCUGGAAUGAGCACUCGCCAGGCUUUGUUUUUCAACUUCCUUUCAGCCUGCUCCUGCUACAUUGGGCUGGCUUUUGGCAUAUUAGUGGGCAACAAUUUUGCUCCUCACAUCAUCUUUGCAUUAGCUGGUGGCAUGUUCCUGUACAUUUCUCUGGCAGAUAUGUUCCCAGAGAUGAAUGACAUGCUAAGAGAAGAAGUAACAGGAAGGAAAAAAGAUUUAACCUUCUUCCUCAUCCAGAAUGCUGGUUUACUGACAGGAUUUGCUGCUAUACUACUGAUUACCUUGUAUGCAGGAGACAUUGAGCUGGAAUAAUGUGACUGAAGAUGUUACCAAUAAUGAAGACAUUAAGUAAAUUAAAAAUGGAAGAACACUUGAAAUCCAUAAAGGGACUUUCAGUUCAUCUGCUUGGUUUUAAACAAUGACCUUGUUUUCUUCUGGAAACUACAGAAAAUUAAAUUCUCCUUUUAGGACUCCCAAUUCAGUCCUAUAAAGGGGAUUUUCAGCUUCUACAUAUUACAGAAACCUGAUUGAGAUAUUUGUAUUUUAAUUGAAUACCUGCAUAAUGAUAAAAAAUAGCAUUAUAUGUUCAAUGGAAUUAAGCAGCAGGCAAUGCACAUGUACUCCAUAUGACUCAGAUUAAAUGGAAGAGGGAUUCCUUGAGAAGAACAUCAAUAAAGAAGACAAUUGGUGAAGGCUCAUGGCCUUAUGCAAGUAUUAUGAAAGAAGAGAGCUAUAAAACUGGCUAAUUAUAAUGUGGUUUUUUUUGCAGGGUUUGCUUGUGUAACCCCUAAAAAAAAAAAAAAAUCAAAAUUAUUUUAAAUAGAUAUGAAUUAUGCUAAGAUUUUAAUUAGUAAUUAACAGUGGAAGGAAAGAUACCCAAUUGCUGCUUUUCAUCUUUUUUUUUUAUGUGCACUAGGGGACUCUAGAUUUAUUUUGAGAGCCACAUUUUUAAUAAGUAAAAAUAUUAUAUUAAAUGUAUGGCAAUUUGUGAAUUUUAUAUCAAUCUAAAGCCAUUAUGUAGCUUUAAAUUUUACAAGCAUUUUAAUCUUGAAUUGUUUGACCUUAUUUUUUUAUUCAGUUAUAUGUUAAAUUCCUUGCAAACUACUCUAAAAAGAAAAAUUUUGCCUUAAUUUUGGAAGAACUGUAAUUGCGAAUAUUGCCAAAUAAUGUUAAGAAAAAAAUUAAAAUCAAUAUUCAGGAGGCUUUCCUGUUGCAUGUGUCUGUUCAGCGAAAAAUAUAGCUAGGAAAAUAUACAUCUGAAAGGAGUAGCCCAAUGUUUCUUGCACACUCAAAGUUUUACUGGAUCAUGUUGGAUCCAAAAUAUUGUUUAUAAGAGAGGUUCUUGCAAAUAAUACAACUCAAUACAUUAUUGAGGGGAUAAGUGAAAGAAA
Molecule: messenger RNA, 2456 nt
Organism: Gavialis gangeticus (Gharial)
Lineage: Eukaryota; Metazoa; Chordata; Crocodylia; Gavialidae
Gene: SLC39A8
Product: solute carrier family 39 member 8
Exons: 8
Coding region: 1-1377 (458 amino acids)
Biological process (GO): intracellular zinc ion homeostasis; zinc ion import across plasma membrane
Cellular component (GO): membrane
Molecular function (GO): zinc ion transmembrane transporter activity
Source: RefSeq, a predicted model, not a curated record